CGUGUAUCCAUCACUAUUUCUCUCCUUUCCGAACAUCAAAAUUAGGUCAUGGAGGGGCGAAAACAAAAUGCCUCAAUCAUUUUCUUGUCUUCCCAACACAUCUAUUUUCUCUUUGAGGGGAGAAGGGAGAGAAGAUAAAGGGAAAAAAAACAAUACAAAUUAAUCCAAGUUUGAAAUAAAAAUUCAAACUUUUGAAGAUCUUCGGAAUCUCACAACUGUCACCAGUGUUUAUCCAUUCGGACUAUUCCCUAGAUCUGAUCGAGCGAUGCACUGAAACCGUGGGUGAAAAACCUUUUUAAUCAUCUGGGGAGUGAAGGAAGCUGUCCAAGUUAAGAACUUGAGCUGUGAUGCAACUUUGACUUGCUGAGUUUGUUUCUGGGUUGGAUUGUUUUUGCUUGAAAUUGAUUGACUUGUUUCCACAUUUGAAUUUAUACAAUGGUUUUCUGGGAAGGAUAUGUGAGCGAUGAAUUGAUGGGCACGUUUGCCCCUAUUGUGCUUUAUUGGGUAUAUGCUGGGUUUUAUCACUUGCUCCCACCUUUAGAUAGGUAUCGGUUGCAUACCAGGAGAGAUGAGGAAACGAAGAAUUUGGUGCCCUUUUCAACAGUUGUGAAGGGUGUUUUACUUCAGCAGCUUGUUCAGGCAAUUGUAGCACUCUUCUUGUUGACCGCAACAGCAAGUGCAUCUGGGGUUAUAGUGCAGCCUUCUAUCCCCAAGCAAAUUUUGCAGAUUGCUAUUGCAAUGUUUGUGAUGGAUACAUGGCAGUACUUUGUGCAUCGGUAUAUGCAUCAGAACAAGUUCUUAUAUCGCCAUAUCCACUCCCAGCAUCACAGACUGGUUGUUCCUUAUGCAAUAGGAGCCCUUUACAAUCACCCCAUUGAGGGUCUUCUACUUGACACUGUAGGUGGGGCAAUCUCAUAUCUUGUCUCAGGGAUGACUGCAAGAACAGCAGCUGUAUUCUUCUGCUUCGCUGUUGUGAAAACUGUUGAUGAUCACUGUGGACUGUGGUUGCCUGGCAACAUCUUCCAUAUCUUUUUCCAGAAUAACACAGCUUACCAUGACAUUCAUCAUCAACUGCAAGGGCUGAAGUACAAUUAUUCUCAGCCAUUCUUUUCCAUAUGGGACAAACUUCUUGGGACAUACAUGCCUUUCGAUCUUGUAAAGCGGCCCAAAGGGGGGUUUGAGGCAAGGCUAGCAAAGGAAUAGUCCCACUGUAAUUGUUGAAACUCACAUCUGAUGGCAUCAUUUUUCCUUAGGACCAGACCAGAGGCUUUACUGUAGGCAUUUCUCAAGUUCAUUGGAGCUUACUGGCUUUUUCUGUUCGUCUUGUUACUGUAGGUUUUCCAACCCACUUUGUGUAGCAUAACUAUGAUGAUGUGAUUAAGGAGUCUUUUCAUUAUUUAUUAUGAUGUACUUAAAACACAUUUUUGAAGGUGUAAGUUGCUAAAAGAGUACCAGGUUUUUACGCUGCCAUUAUUUGUUAUUCCUACUACUGGUUCACUUGUAUAAUUUAUUUUGAAUUUUUAUUGUAAUCCAGAACCAUUGGGUUGUCGAAGAUAUCAUCAUAAUUCAUUUACUUUUGAAUGGUUAA
Glycine soja is the source of this 1588-nucleotide messenger RNA. RefSeq names its product very-long-chain aldehyde decarbonylase GL1-9-like. The transcript is spliced from 3 exons. Lineage: Eukaryota; Viridiplantae; Streptophyta; Magnoliopsida; Fabales; Fabaceae. The record is from RefSeq and is a predicted model, not a curated record. Bases 436 to 1203 code for a protein of 255 amino acids. Gene Ontology annotation, molecular function: iron ion binding; oxidoreductase activity. Gene Ontology annotation, biological process: lipid biosynthetic process.